Molecule: messenger RNA, 1158 nt
Organism: Tuber melanosporum (Perigord truffle)
Lineage: Eukaryota; Fungi; Ascomycota; Pezizomycetes; Pezizales; Tuberaceae
Exons: 3
Coding region: 204-902 (232 amino acids)
Source: RefSeq, a predicted model, not a curated record
CCUAAAACAAGGGUACACUCGUACUGUAAGGGCGCCAGUUGGCGUCUUGGCUCAAAGCACGGGGAAAGCGGUUGCCAGCCUAGAUCAGGGACCUCAAACGUCAUUCAUCAACGUUAUCUACUCUCCUUCUCUUUUCUUACUUGUGCAACUCUUCUAGACGCUAUUCGGUCUCACAACCUUCUCCCCCCUUUUCCCCCUAAUUCAUGCCUGGAAGAAUUGUCGAUGAAAUGGAAGUCGACUCUCCCGCCUUGGCAAGCGGACCAGAGCUCGUCGACCAAACAAUCAACCAAGCCGCCCGAGAGGAAGACCCUCAUUCUAAUCUAGAUCGACUCCUUGAAACAUUCCUCUCAUUCCUCCUCCGUGCAUGCCUAUCACGAUCCAAAGGAGGAGAAAACGAAGCUUACCUCCGACCGUGCCCAAGCCAAAGCCUAAACUACAUCUCUAAGAAUUCAUCAACAUACUUUUCAUCCCCGGAUCUAGAGCUCGCCGACCCGCUGCUGUACGAUAGGUUAAUCCGCCACUACCAAACGCCAUCUGAGCGGGAGGCAGAAGGCCGGAGUAAGGGCUGGUCCGGUAUACUCGAAGCCGACAUAACCCGCUCAGAGGCCAAAGUUGAAGCACUCCGCGAAAAUCCCCAGGAAACGCUAGAGUCGCGGGCAGAGACGAACCAGGGGCAGACGGUAUCGUCGAAGGAGGAAGCCGAGCAGGUGUGGCGGGAGACCAUGAUACUACGGUUUCUGGAAGGGAGAGAUGAAGAGGCGGAUUAUGCGACUAUCGACGGGAACGAGGAGUACGACGAUUACAGGCAGAUAGAGAGGGAUGCUCAGGAUGUCUACUUUGACGCCGAGAGUCCGUCGGUGGAGGGGUCCACGAUUGGUGAUACCGGUAUUCAAGAUUUUUGAAUAGUGUUGGGCAAUUACGAUAUCAAGUGCAAAGAGUCAUUCGGAUUGGAUUAUAAUUGAAAGAGGUGCCUUUUUCUAGGCUAUUUCAUCACUUCUGAGAUUCCACAAUAUUUCAUCUCAACUUAUGGCACACCUAGUUGCUACCCAAAACGUUUAUUUUGACCCCAAUUGUAGAGGUCUCCGGGAAAACCCUGUUUUUCUUCAGAGCGGCAUGUCUAGUUGGCACCAAAAUUAAAUAAUCAAGUUGUAAUAACAA